GCCAACUCGGCUAGUUGUCAAAUUAGCAAAGCUGACUAGCCAGCUAAUGUAUUGGUGGGAGACCAGUGUCCGUGGUUUUCUGAAUAGAGAGCAAAUUUGGGUUUUAUCAUGGUGUUUCCACUGUAGGAAACACUUCAAACGACACCCAAGGAAUUUUCCCCCGCACGUUCCUCUUGUUCGAGCGCAUAAACAAGGUGUGAAUGACCGACGUGGUGUCCCCCACUGCGCUCAGCGAAGUCCAGCUCCGCCUCCUCUGCCACGAUGACAUAGACAGCGUCAAGCUGCUGUGUGGUGAUUGGUUCCCCAUCGAGUACCCAGACUCAUGGUAUAAUGACAUCACAUCCAACAAGAAGUUCUUCUCCCUCGCCGCCAUCUUCAAGGGAGGCAUCGUGGGAAUGAUCGUAGCUGAGAUCAAGGGCCGGACCAAAGUACACAGAGAGGAUGGAGACAUCCUAGCCUCUAGAUUUCCUGUGGACACCCAGGUGGCUUACAUACUGAGUCUGGGGGUGGUGAAGGAGUUCAGGAAACAUGGAAUAGGCUCCUUGCUGCUGGACAGUCUUAAGGAACACAUCUCCACCACGGCCCAGGACCACUGCAAGGCCAUCUACCUCCACGUGCUGACAACCAACACCACGGCUAUACACUUCUACCACAACAGAGACUUCACGCAGCAUCACUACCUACCUUACUACUACUCCAUACGAGGGGUGCUGAAAGACGGCUUCACAUACGUUCUGUACAUCAACGGAGGGCAUCCGCCCUGGACGCUCUUUGACUACAUCCAACACAUUGGCUCGGCCCUGGCCAGCCUCAGUCCCUGCUCAAUCCCCCAGAGACUCUACAGACAGGCCCAGUCUCUGCUCCGCAGCCUGAUACCCUGGUCCGGCAUCGCAUCCAAGACUGGUAUCCAGUACAGCAGGACCAUGUGACAGGACAGGACACUCUGACCUCACCUGACCCACCACCACUCGGAACCCUGGAAAGACUGAGGGCUGAGAUCUCCCAAACACCAACCAAGACACCCAGCCACUCAAUCCAGACCCUACAAACCAAACCAACCCAGCCCACCAAACCCAGCAAGCUACACACCAAGCGUCUCGUCUCUCCCUAGCUGUCCUAUCCUGUCCUACAGCUCAUACAGAGACAAUGUAUUAUAGCUGUACAUUACAUAUAUCCUCUAAUAUAUAAAUACAUAUAUACUGUAUAUAUAUACCCUGUCAGUAGCUGCCCUGUCCUCCACUACUGUAUAUAUAUAUACCCUGUCAGUAGCUGCCCUGUCCUCCACUCUACCGUCUGAGCCAGUGGUGUAGUGGAGGGUCAGCACAUGUAGACUCCGUUCACCUUUUCUUUACUGUCGUGGGAAAAGCCAUUGAAAUAUAGGGAUUGAGUGUUACCUUAUUCACUGGAAUAGUGUGGACCGGGUUAAGAUUCAGUAGGGUUGGGGUCAACUCUGGUUUCAACUGGACCGGGGUGAGAUUCAGUAGGGUUGGGGUCAACUCUGGUUUCAACUGGACCGGGGUGAGAUUCAGUAGGGUUGGGAUCAACUCUGGUUUCUACUGGACCGGCGUGAGAUUCAGUAGGGUUGGGGUCAACUCUGGUUUCAACUGGACCGGGGUGAGAUUCAGUAGGGUUGGGGUCAACUCUGGUUUCAACUGGACCGGGGUGAGAUUCAGUAGGGUUGGGGUCAACUCUGGUUUCAACUGGACCGGGGUGAGAUUCAGUAGGGUUGGGAUCAACUCUGGUUUCAACUGGACCGGGGUGAGAUUCAGUAGGGUUGGGAUCAACUCUGGUUUCAACUGGACCGGGGUGAGAUUCAGUAGGAUUGGGGCCAACUCUGGUUUCAACUGGACCGGGGUGAGAUUCAGUAGGGUUGGGGUCAACUCUGGUUUCAACUGGACCGGGGUGAGAUUCAGUAGGAUUGGGGUCAACUCUGGUUUCAACUGGACCGGGGUGAGAUUUAGUAGGAUUGGGGUCAACUGGUUUCAGUUCAGACAAUUUGAAAUGCUAUUUGUCAAUAAUCAGAAUCCACAUAGAAAAAUAAUUUGUUAUUUCAAUACAAUCAUUGAAAUCCUGAAUCCUGAGUUGAGAUCAGCACUCACAUUUUCACACAUCUUCCAUUGACAUCAACGUAUGAUCUACACAGAAGUCUACUUUAAGUGUGCACAGAGAUCUCAAGGACUAGGAUUCCUCCCAGACUUUCAGUCCACUUUGGGUCUGAUUCAGACUUGAGAUAAGUAGACUUACAGUAAAUCAUUUUGUUUUUGUUUUUACUGAAGUCCACAUUUCGUCAACUUAUCUCAAGUCUGAAUUGUGCCCUUCCUGACCUAAUGUUGACCUGAAACCCUGCUGUCUGUCUGUCCGCUUCAGGGCUGUCUGUCAUUCUGCUGCUCAUGUAGACAACCAGACAGGUUUUAAUCCUGAUGUUUAACAUAGCGGACAUUAGAUUUGUGUGUCUGCCUGUUUGUUUUAACAGAUUAAAAAAUAUAACAUGGUAGAAGUUGCUCCCUCUGUGAGAUUCCCCCAAUACCCCAAAUAUAUGUGUGUGUGUGUGUAGUGUGUGUGUGUGUGUGUGUGUGUGUGUGUGUGUAGUGUAUGUCUAGUCAAAUGUAGUGCACUAUAAAGGGAGUAGGGCCCAUAGUAGUGCACUAUAUAGGGAAUAGGGCCCAUAGUAGUGCACUAUAUAGGGAAUAGGGUGCUAUUUAUGACUCAACCGAGGUGUAGUUAAGUUAGACAGUUUCUAGAUCAUGUUUUAAAGAGGAGCAGUGUGUGUAUAGGGUUACAGAAUUCCUCUAACUUUUCCCAACACUCCCAAAGUUUUCCAGAGAUCCUGGUUGGACGAUUCCUGGAACGACGAGCGGAUAAGCAGGAAAUCCGGGAAUCGUCCAACUGGGAUUUGUUAAAUAGCCUGGAACUUUGAGAGAGUUAAGGGAGUUGUGCAACGCUACUGGGUGUCUAGAUAACAUCUUUAAACAGGAGGGUGGAUUGAGGUAAUACUGAAUGUAGUGUUGAUAGCACCACUUAACUGACCAGUCUGAUUUUAGGAAGAAACUAAUCACUCUGGACACAGAUCCAGUUAACUGAUUGACCAGUCUGAUUUUAGAAGAGACUAAUCACUCUGGACACAGAUCCAGUUAACUGAUUGCCCAGUCUGAUUUUAGAAGAGACUAAUCACUCUGGACACAGAUCCAGUUAACUGACCAGUCUGAUUUUAGAAGAGACUAAUCACUCUGGACACAGAUCCAGUUAACUGACCAGUCUGAUUUUAGGAAGAAACAACUCACUCUGGAGACAGAUCCUAAAUUGAGAUGUAUUCUCAUUAAUAGCAGCAUUAGAGCCACAUUUUUAUAGUGCAGAAGCAAUGUGCAAAAUGUACUGUAAAACUUGUUAUAAUCUGGAAGUUGGAUUUCAUUUAAAACUUUUCUUCAAUGUGUGUUUAUAAAGAGACGUCUAAGGCAUCGCUCAGUUUGCCUCACUAGAGUUCAGUAAUCGCCUCUUUUAUAACGCGUAUUGUUGAAGAAAAGUUUCAAAUUAAAUCUUACUGCGAGAUUAUAAUGAGGUUUACGGUAAUUUUUCAAUUUUGCACAAUGUUUUUUUGCGCUAUGUAAAUAGGAACCCUUAAUCGGGGUCUGGGAACCUUCCCCUGUAGGUGAAAUGGAACAGAGUGGGUCUCGUAAAAACUGGCUGAACACCAAAUGGCACUCAGUUCCCGAAUUUGUCCACUACUUUUGACCACAAACCAAUGUAGAGCUCUGGUCAACAAGUAAUCCACUAUAUAGGGGAUAGGGUGCCAUUUGGAUUGAGACAUUAUUGUUCAACUGAAAAUAUAAUUUGAUCAGGAGGAGUUUUAUUUAUUUAUUUUUAUUGUGCUUGACAGCCUUCAUCCAAAACGGGGAUGUGCACGAAGGUCUCGUUUGUGUCUUAAGAGGCAGAGUGUGUCCCAAAUGGACCCCUAUUCCCUACGUAGUGCACUACUAUAGACCUUAACCACAGAGGGUUAGCCAUUCAGGGCUCUGGUUGAAAGUAGUGCACUACAUAGGGACUGGGGUUCCAUUUGGGGUGUAGUUCAUCUGGUUGUAGGUAGUGUAAAUACAAAAUAUAUAAUGUCCUUUUUUUCCACAGCAGAAGAAUGGAUGCUUUUUUAAACUAAUGUCUGUGAUUGCAUCUUGAGCUGGUUUUCUAUUUAAUAUAUAUAUAUUUUUGUGCUUAUUUCUUUCCGUUGAUUUGUUGUCUUCUAUGUGGACAGGGACAGGAAAGAGACCUUUUAUUUGGUUUGUUAAAUAAGUCUUUUCAUUACGUUGUCUUGCCUUCAGUUUUUCAAUGCGUUUGGUUUUUCAAUAAGGGACAACCUUGUAUGGUUGUAGCUGAUUUGACUAGGACUUCAACUAGAUCUUUUUUCUCCGUUGUGAAUGAGAAUCCACUUUUUCAAGUUCACCUGCGGCCUUGGUUCCAAUACACUUUUUACACAGACCAAAAUAUAACAGUUCAGAUGGGGACUACUAGACAUGAUGACGCAGAAUACACAUUACAUGUAUCCAGUAGCAAAUUUAAUGUUUUUAUUCUGUGUUACAGAAAUGAAUCACUUUACUAUCACCGGGUUGGGGUCAAAAUCACUUUUUAAAUUCUAGUCAAUUGAUGUACACUGACAUUCCAGUUCCAAUUGUCUUCAAUGCAUUUCAAUAAAGAACAUUUGGAAUUCG
Messenger RNA from Salvelinus namaycush (lake trout), 4697 nucleotides. RefSeq names its product N-alpha-acetyltransferase 60. The record is from RefSeq and is a predicted model, not a curated record. The transcript has 8 exons. NCBI's taxonomy places the organism in Eukaryota, Metazoa, Chordata, Actinopteri, Salmoniformes, Salmonidae. Bases 201 to 929 code for a protein of 242 amino acids. Gene Ontology annotation, molecular function: histone acetyltransferase activity; protein-N-terminal amino-acid acetyltransferase activity. Gene Ontology annotation, cellular component: Golgi membrane. Gene Ontology annotation, biological process: N-terminal peptidyl-methionine acetylation.